Phodopus roborovskii (desert hamster) is the source of this 1754-nucleotide messenger RNA. RefSeq names its product TBC1 domain family member 10C (gene Tbc1d10c). Lineage: Eukaryota; Metazoa; Chordata; Mammalia; Rodentia; Cricetidae. The record is from RefSeq and is a predicted model, not a curated record. Bases 82 to 1422 code for a protein of 446 amino acids. The transcript is spliced from 10 exons.
UGAAGCUGGCUGAGGAGGAAGUGAGAAGAGGAGGUGAGUGAGGUGCAGCAAGGAGCCUGUGACACUGGGGUCCAGGGCACAAUGGCCCAGGCCCUGGGGGAGGACCUGGUGCUGCCAUCAGAGAUACAGGAUGAUUCUAGCUCUCUAGGGUCUGACUCGGAGCUGAGUGGGUCCAGUCCAUAUCGCCAGGCUGACCGAUAUGGCUUCAUUGGGGGCAACGCAGCAGAACUGGGGCCUAGCCAACCCCCUGCAGACCUCAUCCGUCAGCGGGAAAUGAAAUGGGUGGAGAUGACCUCACACUGGGAGAAGACCAUGUCUCGACGAUACAAGAAGGUAAAGAUGCAAUGCCGGAAGGGCAUCCCCUCAGCCCUGCGGGCCCGGUGUUGGCCCCUGCUGUGCGGGGCCCAGAUGUGCCAGAAGAGCAACCCUGGCACCUAUCAGGAGUUGGCAGUGGCCCCUGGAGACCCACAGUGGAUGGAGACCAUUGGCAGGGACUUGCACCGCCAGUUUCCUCUGCAUGAGAUGUUUGUGUCACCCCAGGGACAUGGGCAGAGGGGCCUGCUGCAGGUUCUCAAGGCCUACACCCUGUACCGGCCAGAGCAGGGCUAUUGCCAGGCUCAAGGCCCUGUAGCUGCUGUGCUGCUCAUGCACCUACCCCCAGAGGAAGCCUUCUGGUGUUUGGUGCAGAUCUGCGAGGUCUACCUCCCUGGCUACUAUGGGCCCCACAUGGAGGCGGUACAACUGGAUGCUGAAGUGUUCGUGGCCCUUCUGCGGCGGCUGCUCCCACGUGUGUACAAGCACCUGCAGCAGGUGGGCGUUGGGCCCCUGCUCUACCUGCCCGAGUGGUUCCUGUGCCUCUUCACCCGCUCGCUGCCCUUCCCCACAGUGCUGCGCAUCUGGGAUGCCUUCCUUAGUGAGGGGGCCAAGGUACUGUUCCGUGUGGGGCUGACACUGAUGCGCCUGGCGCUGGGCACUAUAGAACAGCGCACAGCAUGCCCUGGGCUCUUGGAGACACUGGGGGCCCUUCGAGCCAUCCCCCCCUCCCAGCUGCAGGAAGAGACCUUCAUGUCCCAGGUUCACAGUGUGGCUCUGUCUGAGCGAGAUCUGCAACGGGAAACCAGGAUCCAGCUGGCCCAUCUGCCCAAGUCAUCACCUGGCCCAGCACCUCUGCCACAGGCCCGCCUUCCUGGGGCCCAAGCCAUCUUUGAAUCCCAGCAGCUGGCAGGGGUUCGAGGAAGCACCAAACCUGAGAUACCCCGAAUAGUGGUACAGCCUCCAGAGGAGCCUAGGCCACCACGGCGCAAGCCACAGACCCGCGGCAAGACUUUCCAUGGGCUCCUGACAAGGUCCCGGGGAACCCCUAUCGAGGGCCCCUCUAGGUCCCACCGAGGCUCCGCCUCUUUCCUGGACACCCGUUUCUGAGUGUGCAAUGUGCACUUAGUGUCAUCAUGUCUUAAUCAUCUCAACAGCCAUGCCAGUCCCAGAAAUGUGCAUUGCACUUCUGAGCUGCGUGACUCUGCUCUGUUCCCAUCAAGGACCACCUAGAGGAGGGGAGCAACUCCCCACUUUAAGGACUGUGUCAGGCACAAAGAUAAAGGACCGUCACUGAGUGGAGCAUGUGGGGAGUGUCCCGUACCUGACAUUGCCAGCAUCAAAACCAGCACUGAAGGAGUGUGGGGUGAAGCUUCUGACUGGGAUAGGUGCCCGUGGGCUUCUUGUUGGGGAACCCCAAAUAAAGCCUGACUGAGAAGAUA